CAUCAUAUGUUUUCCGUAACACUGUCGCAAGUGUUAACAUUCAUACACCUGCGAGCUGUUUAAGGCAGUGCAGACUCAUCGCUGAAAAAAAAUCUCCAUCAAAACACCGUUUUAUUCUUAUCGUGGAGGACUACGCGGGGUUAAAUUUGCGAUUGCUUGACGUACGUCGCGCGAGUUCACCAUCCCCGGCAAUAUGAUUAUAACGCUGAAAAACUUACAGCAACAGACGUUCACGAUAGAGAUCGACUCGUCGCAAACUGUUAAGGAUCUCAAGGAGAAGAUCGAAACGCAGAAAGGCUUCCCCGCGGAGCAUCAAAAGUUGAUAUAUGCUGGAAAAAUAUUAGUAGAUGAGCAACCUUUAACAGAAUAUAAUAUCGAUGAGAAGAAAUUUAUAGUUGUUAUGGUAACAAAGCCUAAACCUGGCGCUACACCUAAAACAAACGAAGAGCAGCAUGCAGAGGGUGAAAAGAAGGAAGAAUCCACUAGCUCGGCGACUACACAACCUAGUUCAAACCCUAAUGUUCAGGAUACUACACGAGCAGCUAGUAAUGUGCAAGAGCAACCUGUGGCAGCUACACCAGCAGCUGGUCAAGCAGAAAGUGCCUUGCUAAUGGGAGAAGAUUAUAAUACAAUGGUAAACAACAUCAUGGAUAUGGGGUACGAACGUGAACAGGUUGUACAAGCGUUACGCGCGAGUUUUAACAACCCCGAUAGAGCUGUCGAAUAUCUUCUGACAGGUAUACCAGCACAACUGUUUGAGGAUCCACCUGAAGAUCCACCGGAAGCUCAAGAGCAACUUCAAGAUCAAAGUCAAGAUCCCUUAGCCUUCUUGCGUUUGCAACCACAAUUUCAGCAAAUGCGUCAAGUCAUUCAACAAAAUCCACAGCUGCUCAACAAUCUUCUUCAGCAAAUCGGUUCCACUAAUCCUGCCCUUUUACAGCUCAUUUCUCAAAAUCAGGAAGCGUUUGUACGCAUGCUCAAUGAACCUGUGGAACCAACUAGUGGAACGGGGGCGCGAGUUUUGCCAACAUCCGGAGGUGGUGUAGCACCUGCAGCUGCAGCCGCGGCGGGAGGCGCUGUAAAUGGUGGAGCUGGUACGGGUGGUGCAGCAACGGGCGUAGGAUCUGGUUUAAUACAGAUAACACCACAGGACAGAGAUGCUAUCGAAAGGUUGAAGGCGCUAGGUUUCCCAGAACAUUUAGUCGUACAAGCGUAUUUCGCAUGUGAAAAGAAUGAAAAUCUUGCUGCUAAUUUCCUACUUUCGCAAAACCUCGAUGACUGAACCGCUCAUCUAAUCUUAUGCGGCGUUUCAAAUGAAAAAUAGGACUGACAGAGGGUGGAUGAUCGCACCAUUAUCAUUUUUACCUUACAAUAAUCAUCUUUACUUUGUAUAUAGAUAUACAAUAUCUAUGCUAUUUUAUUUGUUGUGUAGAUAAAACUCUGGUGUGUUUGGUAAGCGUUUGAAUCUAAGGAUAAGCGCAUACCAUAACUACAUAUAUGUCAACUCUUUUAAGCAUUGUUUCAUAUUUUUAAAACCAUAUUUCAUUUAACAUGUAACACAUGUUUAUGAGAGAAAGAAUUGUUGCUUACAGCAGACGGUGUUAUGAAAUCCAUCCUUACAGCCUACAAGUGCUCUACCAUAAGAUCUUAUAUUUCUUUAAUAUAUAUGGAGUAAAAAAAAUAUAAUUGCAUUUUUAUAUGAGAAAGCCUUACGAGCCUUACUCUGCAAAAGAAUACCUUGCAGUAAUUACAUAUUGAGGGUCGAGCAUAUAUAAACUGAAGAUGUGUUCACUCUCAUGUUAAGGUAUGUUUUAUACAUAUCUAAAUGUUUGCAUGUAGGUAAUAAAUGCAUUUUGUACAUUUCUUGGCUUUCUGAUAUAAAAAUUAUAGAACACAUUUGUUUGGAUAUGUGUAUUUGCGUAUAUUCGUAUUUAUGUAUGUAUGUACAAAGAGAUUUUCUAUUUUUAAAUGGUAAUAUAAAAAAAAUUGAUUUGAACGAUGUUAGACAGAAGAUCACAAUUCGAUAAAUUGUAACAGUUUGUCAUAAUAACUUUUUACAUAUAUAACUUUAUUCUCAAUCUAUUUUCUUGUGGUUCUAUACAAAUUUCACAUGUAACUUUUGCUAAUAGAGAUAACUUUUGCUUAUUGAAUCAAUUAGAAUUUGUAAUUUAGGUAAAAUAGUUAAAACACUAUGUAUCUAUCGAAUAAUCUUAAAAUUAUGAAUCCUUAAAAAUAUUGUUGUGUAUAUUGGAAUUAUAUUGGAAUUUUAUUAAAGCUAGAAUGGGAGAAUGUGAGAUUAUUAUAAACCGUUGUAAUGUCACAUCUCUGAUUGUAUCUUUUUUGCAGUAUAAAAUGAUAAGUGGUAUUAAUAUUCUUUUUUUUUGUACAAAGAACAAUUCACGAUUUAUACGUAUCACAUAAUUACAUACAUACGUAUGUACGUAUUUAUGCAUUUUACACAAGAAAUUCUGAAUUCUAGAAAUUUGUACAAUACGGUUACUUAUUAAUAUCAUUGAAACAAUAAUAAACAUUUAAAGAAUUUUCAUCGCUCUUACAUAUAUUUGGUACAAAAAUAUAAAAAAAAAUUAUUCGUUGGAGAGUUGUAGUAACUGCAUAAAAUUCUAAUCUGUUUGUUAUGCUGACUCAAGUAUUUUACUUCUUUUUUUCUAAGAAAAUAGAAAAAUUAAUAGAGAAGAACUCUGCUAUUAUAAAACAACACUCUCUGUUGUGUGCUCAACACACUUGUAAUACAUAACAUAAAUGAAUAAAUUACGAUUUACACAAAUA
This is a messenger RNA of Pogonomyrmex barbatus (red harvester ant), 2787 nucleotides long. It is a transcript of the gene Rad23, whose product is annotated as UV excision repair protein Rad23. The record is from RefSeq and is a predicted model, not a curated record. Gene Ontology annotation, cellular component: cytosol; nucleoplasm. NCBI's taxonomy places the organism in Eukaryota, Metazoa, Arthropoda, Insecta, Hymenoptera, Formicidae. Gene Ontology annotation, molecular function: polyubiquitin modification-dependent protein binding; ubiquitin binding; proteasome binding. Gene Ontology annotation, biological process: proteasome-mediated ubiquitin-dependent protein catabolic process; nucleotide-excision repair.